Alligator mississippiensis (American alligator) is the source of this 14303-nucleotide messenger RNA. It is a transcript of the gene DCX, whose product is annotated as doublecortin. Gene Ontology annotation, biological process: axoneme assembly; retina development in camera-type eye; intracellular signal transduction. Gene Ontology annotation, molecular function: microtubule binding. Lineage: Eukaryota; Metazoa; Chordata; Crocodylia; Alligatoridae. The record is from RefSeq and is a predicted model, not a curated record. Bases 469 to 1566 code for a protein of 365 amino acids. The transcript is spliced from 7 exons. Gene Ontology annotation, cellular component: axoneme; neuron projection.
CUCUUCCCCCCUGCAGCUGUAGUCCUUUAACACUGCCGCAUACAUCUAAUUACUCCCUGCCUGCUCCCUCCAAACUGGGGCCAGAUGCUGCUGGGGUGAUUAGAUCAGCUGAAGUCAGUGGGACUUUUGCUUCCAGUAAGCAGUGAGCAAUGACUUUGGGACUGCCCCCUUAACUCUUCUUGCUUAGCUAUAAAUGCAGGCAGAACUGGAAUGAAGCUGUUCUUCUCUGUGACAACACAGCCAAGGAGAUUUUAAACCAAGGAUCAGUCACUCAAAAACCACUGAGGCAGAGUUUUCUGAUGAGGGGCGCACAAGGCACUAGGACCUAGGAGAAGUCUCAUCCACCCUGGCAGGAAUUUCUUGCUUGGAGCUCAGACAACAAAGGCAGAGGGAGCUUGGUUUUCUUUCUCUCAGCAUCUCCACCCUGCGAGCUGAAAACCGCUUCAGAUCUUUAGGGGUCACCAAACUAUGGAACUUGAUUUUGGACACUUUGACGAAAGAGAUAAGGCGUCCAGAAACAUGCGAGGCUCACGUAUGAAUGGCUUGCCCAGCCCCACUCAUAGUGCUCACUGUAGCUUCUACCGAACCAGGACCUUACAGGCACUGAGUAAUGAGAAGAAAGCAAAGAAGGUGCGUUUCUAUCGCAACGGGGACCGCUACUUCAAGGGGAUUGUAUAUGCUGUGUCCUCUGACCGCUUCCGAAGCUUCGACGCUUUGCUGGCUGACCUGACCAGGUCCCUGUCUGAUAACAUAAACCUGCCUCAGGGAGUUCGUUACAUCUACACCAUUGAUGGAGCCAGAAAGAUCGGGAGCAUGGAUGAACUGGAAGAAGGGGAAAGUUACGUCUGUUCAUCUGACAACUUUUUCAAGAAGGUGGAGUAUACCAAGAAUGUGAACCCCAAUUGGUCUGUCAAUGUGAAGACAUCAGCCAACCAGAAAGCACCUCAGUCUCUGGCCAGCAGCAAUAGUGCUCAGGCAAAGGAGAACAAGGAUUUUGUGCGGCCCAAGUUGGUGACCAUCAUCCGUAGUGGGGUGAAACCCCGAAAGGCUGUUCGUGUGCUCUUGAAUAAGAAGACUGCGCACUCAUUUGAGCAAGUUCUUACUGAUAUCACUGAAGCUAUAAAACUGGAGACAGGAGUGGUCAAAAAGCUGUAUACUUUGGAUGGGAAACAGGUGACCUGUCUCCAUGAUUUCUUUGGGGAUGAUGAUGUGUUUAUUGCCUGCGGUCCAGAAAAAUUCCGCUAUGCGCAGGAUGAUUUUUCUCUGGAUGAAAGCGAGUGCCGAGUAAUGAAAGGGAGCCCUUCAACUGCUGCAGGCAGCAAGUCAUCCCCAACACCACAGAAGAGCUCAGCAAAGAGCCCUGCCCCUAUGCGCCGGAGCAAGUCUCCAGCCGAUUCAGGUAACCAACAGGAUGCAAAUGGUACAUCAAGCAGUCAGCUCUCUACACCCAAAUCCAAGCAGUCUCCAAUCUCCACACCAACCAGUCCAGGGAGCCUCCGUAAGCACAAGGACUUGUACCUGCCUCUGUCUUUGGACGACUCUGAUUCUCUUGGGGAUUCCAUGUAAAGGAACACAAUGCCAACUGUCCGUGCUACAAGCUCUGUUAAAAAUACAGUACAGUACUUCUGCCAAAUGAAGCAGAUAGGUGACUGGGUGCUUUCAAAUCAAUCAAAGGACACACAGUUCUAUGUAAUUUUUUUUUCUGUGAUUUAUCUUCUGUGCCACAAAUCAACACUUAUCAACUUAUAGGGAUAGAGUGAUACCAUUCUGCUGGAUAACUUUACAGGGAUGCAUAAGGGGCAUUGCCAGCAAUCUCAGGCUAACAUGCCAGUGAUUUCCCCUUCUCUUGUAUUAGUUCUUCUUCUGCUCUAACUGCAUGAAUUUAUUAUUGGCUGUAGAGACAUUGAUAGAUCCCUACUAGUUCUACAGAAGUGAAUCCUGUUGAUUAUUCUAAAGCUAAAAGAAAACGAAUGUCCCUUUCUACCUUCUCACAAUGCUGAUAAAUACUAGCAGCUCUGUGACUGCAGAUCUGCUUCUCAUUUUGUGUCUGAUUUUCACACAUGCGUACUCUCUAUUGUCAAUGUCUGUUGCUGAAUAGCAGGAAAGGAAAUGGCUUAUUACCAUAAGAGGCUUAGGAUGCCAGCAGAAUGUGGAACAAAGAAUAUUGGACCAGUUUCAGAAAUGCUGCCUAAGACAGUGAGCAAAGUUUGUAUAGCACAAUGAUGACAUCAUAAAUUUAUAUAUUGGGACAUUUCUAAUAAGUAAGCUGAGAUAUAUAUGUCAGUUGAGUGUCUGGCAUGAACCAGAUUUAUCAUAAAACCCAAAGAUAAUGCUGGCUGAUAAUAAGUUAUUACAUCUACUGCAUGGUAUCUCUCUAUCUCUGCUUAUAAUCUUAAUGCCUUGUAAACAUCCAACGCUGAAAACACUGUGAGAAUUUGUUUUCAGGUCUGACACCUCUAGGUCGCUUUUUAUAGCAAGAAAUCAAUACACUUUUUAUAAGAAAAGAACUUGUAUCUGUGUUUUAGGAGUAAGUAUUCAAGCUCCUUCUUUUUUAUAAAAGCUGGUAAUUUUCUUUUGUUUAAAAAACACAUUAAGAAAAAAAAUUACAAAAAAACAACUACUGCAAACUAGUAAUAAUAACAACUUAGUUUAGAAAUCUUGUUGUCACUGCCAAACAGGCACUUGCAGGAAAAAAGGAAGUCGAUUUGAAAUAAUGAAUGUUUUGAUAGUUUUUGUAAUGUUUAAGCUAGCAUUUUUAAGGUUUUUCUUUACAUUUCAAUACUCCUAACUAUGGCCAGAUGCUCUACUUAUAUUACAGAUGGAACUUUGAGGUGUUCAAAGAAACUCUUCUAGCAGAAAAGAAAAAACUCUUAGGGGAUUUAGUGAAAAUCAUCACUUUUAUUAAUCAGUAAUGAAUCCUACGGGACUCAUCAAUAUAUUCCACAGAGCUGGUGGUUUUUACUAUGCCUAGACUGUAAUGGUAUAGGCUAGUUGGUAUUGCCUCUGUUUCUUACGGAAUAAGCUUUCAGCGAGACUGACUACUACAGAACCGGACUCGAAUGAAGUCCUUGCAAACAAAUGUUUUGUGUUGCUCUCUUUUACAUUCUUUCAGCACAUACGCAGAUUUCCGUAUUUCUUUUCAAUCCCUUUGAGUAGAAUGAAUUAUGGAGUCGUGGUGUUUGGUGCCACAUGAAUAACUUAGCUAGAAGAUGAUUUGGUUUCAUUCCUUUCAGAAGCCACUUUGUAUUUUAUUAGUUUGCAUUGCUACUAUUAACACUCUGUACAGGCUGCGUUUUUUUUUUAAUUCACAUGACAAUACAUACAAUAUAUAAAAGCAAGCUGCAGCUGAGAUGAUCCAAAAGAAGACGAUUUGGAAUUACCAAGGGAUUGGAGUUAUUUUAUACCAAAUUUUCACCCAGUAGUCUUAGGUGCAAACAUUUGUUCCUAGGGUUUUUCCCAAGAAAUGAUUUGUGCACCUACAAACAGCUGAAUUUAGAUGUGUAACUCCCUGGCCACAUGACUGAGAGUUGGAUAUUUGACCUACUGCAUCAAGACACCUAAAUGCAGUUUAGAGAGGUGAAGAUUCACGUUCCCCCAUAGUGAAAGCUCUGUAUUAAAGAAAGAUGGCCGUGGAGACAAAGCACAGUUGUGGCAGUCAGGAAUCCAAAGUUCAAUACUCAGCUAGAUUUUGUGUAUGAACUGGAGCAGGUCUCCAUUUUUCUGUGCCUCUAUAGCUGUCUGUACCAGGAGGAUAAUAACACUGCUCUACCUCACGGGAGGUUUGUGAGGCCACAUAUUCACUGAAGUUGGAAAAGUGCUUUCAGAUUCUCUGAUGCUGAAGAACAGCAAGGAGUAGUUGUAUGUGGACAAAGGUUUUUGGGGUGUAUAUUCACAUGGGUACUAAAUUAGAGACCCUUCUUGAAAAUAUGGCUUUUUAAGUAGAAAGAUAGCAUAGACUGUGAUUUGUUUCUGCAAAGUAUACUAUUAAAUCUAGGGCCUUUCUUUCAACAAUGAGAAGACACGUUUGCCUUUGACACAACAAAACAUGACCAUCCUUUCCCCUUCUCCUUCAUUUCCCUGUUGGGGGAAUCUUGAGGAUACCCACCAGUCUUUCACUUCCAGCCCUUCUAGAGGUCCUGCUCUGAACGGUAGCCAUCAUCUUACUUGCUCAAGUUGACUAACCAGGAACUGAGUGACAAUGACAAUUGUUAAUUAGACAGGGGACAUGUUACCUGAGUGAUGCAAGGUGCUCCUUCUGUAUCCAUGGUCCAAAGUGCCUUGCUGCCCAUCUCCUAGUCCCUGUCAAUCUAGGAAGCAAGAGGCCAGCUACAGCAUUAAGUUUAGGGGCUUCCUUAACUGCAGAACAACUUAUCAAUAGCCUGCACAUCCAGGCUGUCAUAUCUAUAAGAGGUCUGAGGCAUGUAGCUAACAGCAGUCCUGUACAGUGUUUAAAAAUCUACUGGGAAAUGACUUUUCUAUUCUCCAGUAUCCAUCCAGGUCAGCUUGCCUGAGACAAAGCUGGAACCAAUCUGGGUAACACUGAUACAGAGGUAGAUAGUUAUCUUUGCAUCUGCACCUACCAUUUAGAUAAUGAGAAGAGCUCCUUCUACGGGAACUUUCUAAAGAACUGUUCCAAGCACUCCUCCUGGAUUGUUCUUCAAAGCGACACAUCACAGGACUUGCAAACUCUUACUUGUAGGAGUGUCACUGUCACAAGGACUGCUCAGGAGCAAGGGCUGAGCUUGAUGAUCAUUUUUGACCAUAUGAUGCAUCAGCAAGGGAAUUUAGAUAGGCCUAAGCAAAGAAACCAUUUUCUUCAGAGGGAAAAAAUAGCCAUUCAAACCAGCAAAAGCCACAAGUAAAACAGGGUAAGAGUUCAAACUCCCAUGUUUUAGAAGCAAUUUUCCAGGUAGAGAUACCUGGACUGUAGGUAGAAGUCUGUGAGCAUUUCAGAUGUAACACAUUGUUAGUCUGUCGUAAUGCUGCUGUUGCAUGAGUACUUGUACAGAAAUGCAUGUAGAAUAGCGUACAUACUGUGCGAGAUAUCUUUGGCUUCACAGGAUCCUGAAAACAGACAGUACAAAAAGAAAUGAAUUGCAGGCAGAAUAUUAUAGACAUCAGAAUGGGCCUGGUUCAGGAAAAUAGCUAAGCGUGUGAUCAAUUCCCGCUGACUUCAGCAGGACUUAAGUCUGGGUUUGAGUUCUGCCUUGAAAACAGUCUAGAUGAGUUCUAGGAGCAAACUAAAGGAAUACUUCUGUAUCCUCCAAAGUUUAUACUUUUUUUCUUCUUCUUCUAAGUACAUAAAACUGCAGGGUCUGAGGAUCUGCCAUAUUAAUUCUGCUGUAAAAGAGCUGUCUAAUUUCCCCCAUGAGGUUCUCUAUAUAUUUUCAGAGACUAAUUGAAACACUGCAUAGUUUUAAAAUAAUACAGCAUUUAAAAACAGAACUGGUGGAAACUUAAGGCUUUUUAGAGGUCUGUUUGUGAGAUAUGACUUCAUUCCUUUAUUUCUACUAUGUCUGGUACAUUUCAUGGUGCUUGCAUAUUAGGCAGCAUGUAUGCAUGACGCAUAUCCAAAUUAAAGAGGAAUUAGAGAAGUUCUCAAGCCAUAAACAAACCAAGUCUCCAUUGCAAUGGCAGUUUUCUCUGUAGAAGAUCAGGGCCAUAGAGUAUAAGGUUUAAUGACCGAUCCUUCUGAUUUUUUAUUUUUUUUUAAUAUCUAAAUCCUAAGAUUUAUGAGUCAGAACAUCUUCUGGUAUAAAAUGUGUAGCUAAAACAGCUCUGCAAAUCUUGUCUCUAAUAGACAUCUGUGGUGCCCCUGUAGUAGACUUAAAAGACAUUAGUGAUUCAGUUGUAAUUUGGUAUGGUUUUGUGAUGAGAUGUAAGGCUUCCUUUUGUCCUAAAAUGCUCUCUGUUCUUAACCUCAGCAAAUUAACACAUGGUCUUUCCAGGUGCUAGCAACUCUCUUUGAAUUACUUUCUCUGCUAUCAGGAAAAGCUAGUUUUGCCCAGAAGAUAGGGGCUACAUUUCUUUCACCUUUUCCAUUAUGCACAUAUGGGCCAGCUGUCAUUUAACCUUUCUCAAAUAUUUUCCAUAAACCCUAAUUUUGAAUGAACUUGAGAGGGAGAGGAACUAAAAAGAUAUUGGCACACAACAAAACAAUAUCACAAGUCAUUUUUAAUAAGUAAAGGUGGUACAAAAAUAUGUUUUCCUUUAAGAUUAGAAAACGAUGAGACCUUUUUCUGAUGUCUUGGUGCUUGCUUCAGAAUGCCUUUGACUGCACUGUUUCAUUAUGUGACAGUUCUGGGAUUGCUGUUUGGGGGCCAUACUGUAUCCUUGCUGAGGUGCAACUCCACUGACAGGCAUCAGUGGAAGUCACAUUCACAUCUAAGGGCACAAUAUAGCCCUAAAGAUGCAAUCCUAUUCCGUGUAUUGUCAGCAAGUUUUGUCAUUUGAUUGGGAGCACAGUAGGAUGUUUAAUAAAUCUGUCCUUCACUUGUUGAGUCAAUGAGGAAAAUUUCCAUUCAUUUCCAUAGGAGCAAGAUGAAUUCUUAGGAAAUAAAGAAGCAAAAUAGAUAUAAACAGAGGUAGAAAGAAAACCCUCUGCCUUGUUCCAAGCAGAGAAACCUGAAACUGUGCAUGGAGCAUUCUCAUGUACAAAUAAUUAUACCAUGCAUAAAUAUUUACAUGUAGCUGAGAUGAAAGAAAAUAGUUUAUUUUCUUUAUUGGUGAUUUUACAUACUUGCUGUCAAAUACUAAUGUUACUUUUAGGUUUGCUGAUCCAGUAUCAAAGCAGACUAAGCUGGUUUCCAGGUCCUGCUUGGUCAUUUGAAUUAGGAUGGUUUAAAGAGUUUGCAAAUACAAGGCAGAACUCCUCACCUCUAGGUUGAGUGGUCUAGUUCAAAGAGGCAUGUGUGUUUGCAAUAGGGUAAUGGCUUUAUUAGUGAUAACAGAGAAAUGAUACAGCUAGCACUGUCUCUGAAUUUAGAACUGUUACCUCCAUGGCUAGGUACAGAAGUUACACAUAAACUGGUAUAAAUGAUCACAAACCUGUUCAAAUCUGUAACAUGACAGAAGUUCAGUGCACAUAAACCGCUUUCAAAAUGGCCAAAACCAGUUUAAGAUACCCUUGGAUGGAUGUAGCAUCAGACUUAACUGAUUUAGAUUAAAUUAGUUUAUUAAACUUCUGUCACAGAUCCCCUUCAGAUUCAAGUUAACUCACAGUCCCUCAGCAUCCCAGGAUACUUUGCACCAUUCCUGCAACACCUCCCCCACCGCAGAUGAGCAGGUUAGCUUUGGCCCAAGCUGUCUGCUCUGGCCAAGCAGGGAGGCAUACUCUAGCGCCCCCCCAGCUUCUGACCUGGGCCACUUUAAGCAUGUGGCUGCAUUUCCAAUAUCAAAAGUGAGUGUCUGUUCACUUGCUUAUCAGUUCAAUCUCUGCAGUUUAGACUAAUCUGAGAAGACUGAAUCAAUUCAGGCUCAGGUUUUUUGACCAUCUGUACUUAGCCCCUAAGUGUGCCUUCCAAUACAUCUCCCCUCUUUGGGCUUCAGAAAUACUUAGUAAUACUGAAAAGUCCAAUUAGGCCAGAAUAUAAACUGACAGAUGGGGCAGCCUCCCUGAAUAUCUAGCCUGCUGAGAUUAUUAUUCAGUCUCAUAUUUAUCCAGCUGAUUCUCCAUUAACAUACUGGGAAAAUGAUGGUAUCGUUUAUCACAGGUUCAUUCUGAGUGGUGGCACUGAUGUCCUCCCACACCAUGCCUGUGGCUUUGAGGAGUCCUGCUCAGUGGUGUCUCAGGAAUGAGAUGAGGCUAGUAAGAUGUCCUAGUGGGCUGUGUAUUAGGAGUCCAAGUGUUCUGGCUUCUACAGUAAUGGAUCCUAUCAUUGAGUGUUGUUUCCUCCCCUCCCUUUUUUUCUUGACCUGAAAUCCAGUAUCUCUAGUAAUAUAUACAGCUGACAAGCUUGGUUUGAGGUGAGUUAUUGAGGCCUAGAAACCGGCCCCUGCACUCAUCCAGUGCCCAAACUGUUCCUGCUUUUGGGCUAUGUGGAGCCAUUGCUUCUGGCCAGAAUACUAUCUCCUGCUAAACCCCUCUUUUUGCAAAGUUACAUAUAUGCCUGUUUGGGGCUCCUGGUGCUACUAGCCAAAAUUUGGGCCCUAUAUUUGUAAGCACUGAACCAGCUGCAUCUCUAACUCAAAGGAUUCCAGUGGCCUUACAUCCCAGAAGCCAGUGGACCUGUUGUUCAACUGAUCUUUGUCUGGAUUGGUUUGCAGAUAUAUCCCUUCAUGGGGAACAAUUGUCUUUGUUCUUUCUAUGCUAAUGUAUUUAGUAAGGCCAACACAUUUCUGCUCCUGAUCUCUGCACCCAAUGAACUAGAAUUCAAGAUUCUGACACCCAUUAAAGUUCCUCUGGUUCUGACAGCUUGCAUGCAACAAUUGCAGCCAGAGGAUGCCUAAAGGGAAGAGAGGAGAGAUGGCCGAGGUUGAUAAAAUUGCAAAGUCUGGAAAAAAUGAAUCAAGAACUGCUAUUUCUGUGCCUCAUAAGAUGUCUCAUAAAACAGGAACUAGGAUGCACCUAAUGAAAUUAUUGGGUGGCAGACCUCACUCAAACAGAAAAACACAGCACAUAAUUGAUAUGCAGAAUUCAUUGCACAGGAUGUGGAGGGGCCAGUAGUAUCACCCGGGUCAAAAAGAAAUGAAAGGCGUUGAUGAAGGAUAGGUCCUUCAAGUGCUAUUAAAUGCCACAAUCAGGAAUGCAACCUCAGGUUUAAGGCAUCCCCAAACCUAUAAUUGCUGGUAACUGGGAGGUUACAGGGGCUGGUUCUAUACACACAUGCCCUAUUUCUUUCACUUCUAAAGCAUCCACUACUUGCCACAGUUGGAAACAGGAUAUUGAGCUAGAUGAACUCUUGGUUUGAUCCAGUGUGGGAAUUGGCAACUCCUUCAGCAAUGAGAGCUCAUCAACUGACAAAGAAAGUUGGCAUUUUUGUUUCCCACUGCGACUGGAAACAAAGAAAGGAGACUUGUUCCAAGAAGAGUAGUAGAGAGCAUUUAUUAGGAGGUCCUUAAUGAGCAGCAGCAAAAAUGCUUGCAGGUCCUAAUAGUAUGAGAUCUGCUUGGAAGGAGAGUGAGAGGCAGAGUGGUGAAAGUGUCCCAGUCUGACACAUGCAGAAAUAGUAAAUAAAAAAAUCGGAGAAACCAAGAGUAAUGAACAAACGGAAACGUUAUGGACAAGGGAGGAGCUACUGCUUGGCUCUGGACUGAAAAGCAGCAGGGGCAGCAUGGCUGUGUGUGUUCCACCAGUGCCCAAGUUGGCUAGAGCUAGCUUGCAGUGACAAUUUGUGUCCCCCUCCCAGUCACAAAAAUAAAGUCAUACUUGGCUGUGGGCAAAAAGAUUUGAUUUGAAAUUCCUCCUCCUGUCCCUUUGUUCCUUUUUUCUGCCAGCGCAUAAAAGUCUGUGUCAUCCUCCAAAGAGUAGGGGGAAAGACAUGGCCUUUUGUCAAGUGACAGCCCCAGCCUGUGGUUUUGUUCCGUGUAAUUUUUAUCCCUCUGCCUAGGACUAGAAAUAGCCAUGUAUCACCAGGGCCUGGUUCCUGAGAAGACAGGCUUCGUGCUUUAGGAAAUCAUAAGACACACAUGCACAAAAAAUAAUGAGAGCCUCUCACAUUUUCCAGGCCCUCCCCUAAGAGCACAGCUGAAAACACAGGCAGAGUAGCCCACUUGAAGCAGAGCGAAGCUACUAUAGCUUCUAGUUGUAUUAUCUUGUUGAGCUGUGCUGGCAGAACCACUGAUGUUGAUCUUGUUCUUGGAGUUACUGACCACUAACGCGACUCUACAAAUAAUUCAGAAUACUUGUAACCCCUUUCAUCAGGAAGUGAGCCAUGCUGCCACACUCACUGAGACUGAACAGUGCUUCUGGCUAUAAAGAGAGCUGCUGAUUUUGCGGGAGUUAAUCAAGGAGUACGGCAGUGCUCAGCAUGGCGGGGGGCCAGAAUCUUGCCCAUGGAUUCUUGCAAUCGGCCUAUUCCAGGAGCUUGUAUAUCCAGUCUAUCUUCUGCUUUUUUAUCGUCUUAUUUUAAUUCUAUCUGUUUCAUUCUUGUAGGGCCAGGUUUUGAUCCCUAUUUCCUUGCUUAGUGUAGUUUAUAAGUAGCCCCAUUGGUUCUCCGCUUGUAAGGUGUUGUGCUGUUUCAUAUGAUCCAAGGUUUCCUAGUCUGCUGUACAUAAAGCAGGAUUUCUUUUCUGUGAAGCUUUUGGUAUAUGACUGCUGUCUAGGUUGUUGCCUGAGUAAAAGGCAUUGCCACUUAGUUGUGUUGGGAAAGAAGGAAUAGAGCCUUUAAACUGUUUGGUUGUCUAUACUGGUCAGCGUGAUUUUAGUUCUUUCGGUUAAAAAAGACAAGAAAAAAAAUUUUUUUAAGGAAUUUUAAAAUUCAUCAUCGAGGCAUCCAAAUUAUAGCUAUUAUACCUCAAAAAUUCAUGAGAAAGCAAAGCUGGAGAGAGGAUAUAGACAAGUAAGGCCACAUUUUCUUCUGGGGUAAUUCUUUCAGCAUCAUGGGUGACGCAGCAUUAGUGAAUUGAACGCUAAAAGACAAAUCAACCAAGCAAAAUUCUUCUUGAUUUUAGAGGGAGUUUGUUCAUUAAAGAUGGUAGAUUUGCAUCCUCGCUGUAGAAUCCCAUGGACAUAACACAACAUUUAACUAUUGAAAACCACUACACUGAAUUCUUAGCUGAUCAAAAUGAACAGAAACUCCACUGAAAGAAAUGGAACUCAAUCUGUUUAUCUGAGCAGAGAAGUUGGUGAUGAUUUCAACAGCGCUCACUCUAAUGAUCUAUGGGAUCAUUUUUUAGUAUUUGCAAAGGAAAUGCUAUGGGUACCAGCUGGAAAGUGGUCCCCUGUACACUUCUGUGAUACUUCAGUGGUAGAUGAUACAUAGAGGAAUUAAUUUAUGGCUAGUGAAGGAGAAGCAGAAAUGGUUCCACUUAUUUAAGCAUCUGUUUGAAGCAUUUUAGACUUGAAAAUCAGGCAGUCCCUUGAGAUUCUCAGCUAUAAGGCAUGUUUGAUCAGAUGAAGGCUCAGUCUGAUAGUAGAAGACCUGAGCUCAGAGGGUAGAUAGGAUCAGAUAUUGCCUCUCCUAGUAUUUCUCUGCCCAGCUGUAUCUGAAACCAAGUUGAAUAAUGGAUUAUGGAUUUUAAUUUUUUUUUUUUGGAGAGGAAAGUUUUGCCAAAUGGUUUUGAACAUAGAAAAGAAGUUUUAGGGUUUUUCACUUUGAGUUUUGAGGUAAACUAAGCUAGUUUUGAUUUUAUCCAAGGUGCUUGGCCCAUCUCUUUUUGAAGCCAGUAACCACUUCAGCUUUAUAUAAGAAACAAGGUUGCUCUCUCUCUCUCUUUAAGGAAUUUUUAGAGUAUUUGAGAUAUUCCAAAGCACAUGGAGUCAUAUCCAGAUAUGCUGGCAGCACCAGGCAGAGAUGGGCAUGAAACAAAACCAUGACUCUGAAACUUUGAUAGCCCAGGUACAGAACUGAAAGAAAGAACCAACCCCUUUGUCUGUAAAGGACCAAAUUGAAACCUUGAAUCAGGUUCCCUCUGAACAUGGAGGAAGACCAUAUUCUGACUGCAACUUCAGAGCAAAAACCCAGUCUUAGAACUGAAGGAUUUUUCUGGUUCCAUCUGAAGAAUUUACACCUAUGUCUUAUUUCUAAAAUUCCAGCCACGUCUCUGAAGUACUGUAUUUCCAAAGCAGUACACCUUUGACACAUUUUGUUCUUUUCUUUCACAAUAGAAAUUUAGUGUAAUGUCUAAUAAUGUGUCUCCUUGAGGAAAAGAAUGUCUAGGGAAUUAAUUGCACUGUUUAUCAGUUGGUGUCUAUAGAUAAAGUGAAGCAGAAGUAUUGAAUGUAAGAGCAAGAAACCCUACGAGUUGUUGUAAGUACAUGCUGAAUUCUGACGUGUAAAUUAGUGUUAGUUCAUUUUUAUUUAAAUUGCAUGGAUCUGAGCAAAUUUCCCACAAUGGCACUGAUAAUAUGGCUGCGAUAAUCCAUUUAGAAAACAUCCCCAGGCCUCUGAGGAAGAGGAGAACUGUUUAAGUAAAUCUCCUUCUAUUCUACAAAAUUGCAACACAGUUUGGAAGUUGAGAAGAUGACUUUCCACUUCCACUCUGCAUCUCAUCAUACUGUAUAGUCUAGAAGCACAGGAAAGGAAUAGCAGCUUGAUGACUUUGCUGUUACUAGCAUUUGCUUAUUUUCUUAAUUGCUGUUAUAAUCACAAGCUACAAUAAGCCACUCUGAAGUCAACUCCAGGUUCUUCAUGCCACCAUUCUCUGAAGAAUGUGUAUUGCCUUUUAUUCCUCAUAAGGACCUUGGAGUUUUCCUAGUCUGCAAUUCUAUUGGGAAGUAAGUUGUGCUAAGGGAAAUGUGCAGCUGAAGUGGAAUCUGAUCAUUGAUUACCGUCUUAGGUCAUUAAUUAAUUUUGUAUGAUAGCAUCAUUAAUAACAAAGCUGCAAUAUAAUAUAACCGAGAGGCCACAAUGUAUUUUCUAUUGUCAUUCAGUGGGCGGGGGGUAGGGGGCGGGGAAGCUGAGUUUAAAGUUUAGCUGGUAUACUUUAAACUCUUUGUACAUAACCUUGGAGGAUGUGUUGGUGGUAUGGGUUGAGUUGUAUUUGCUGGUAAACUUUGUUUUGCUUUGUUUAAAUAAUGACGUAUUUAACUAAUUACAUGUUGUAAAAAGAGUUAUUAAUUUAAACGAGGAUUUUGUUCUCCUAUAAUUGAUCCAUCUAACAUUUCAUUUUGGCAAGAAUUUUCCAUAACCAUGCCACAGUGCUACAUGCAGUGUUAAGUUGACUUUUCAUGCUUUUUUGGGAAGGGUGGAAUUUUUUCUUCAGACAAUAGCAUUACCAUUGUUAACUUACUGCUUGGGGACAUAUCUUGAAUUUCCUUUUGGACUGCAUAAUUGGAAGUUCUCUUAAAGGAAUAGGAACAGGCAAGAGGUUAUGCCAAAAUGUCUCAGUUGUAUCAUCUUGUAAUAUAUUGCAGCUUUAUGCCAAUGAUUCCUUGCUUACCUGUACACAGUACAUGCAUGUUUUGAACUAAUCCUGCAUUCUCCAUUUGUGGUGAGUUAUUUAGCAAUUUUGCCACCUUUUGUGCCAUUCAACUUGUACAGAAGACAUUUUUAUUGACGUUUUAAAGGAAAAAAAGAAAAAAAAAAAACAAACCUUCUGCUCCAUAGCUGUAGGUAGAACUCAAUUACUUAGCAAACAGAUGUAAAUUAGUGGUUGUAGUUUUAGAAACUUUAGCUUGCUAGUGAACAAGCUUUUGAGAGUAAAUGCAUGGUAUUGUACAUCUCAUUUCUUAACCUUCCUUUACUGCUGAAAAGAUUCUCUCUGUUUCUGUCUCUCUCUCUGUCUCUCAUUCUCUCGUGGUUGUAAGUUACAGAUUUGGACAUAAAUAAAAUGAUACGCAAAGUUUGAAAAGCAGUUCUCAACAGCUUCUUUUCAGUUUAUGGUAUGUAUCUUACAGAACAAAGCCUUUGUUACUUUUAAUUUGACAUUAAACUCUACAAUAAAACAGCUAGAGAUCAGUACUAUAUUGCCUUUGACCAAGUUACACAACUAGUUAACUAGUCACAGGAUCUCAUCAUUGCUAAACAAUGUGAUCUCAUUUAUCCAUGGCUACUGAAGUGUUAGGCAUGGGUUGUAUUUGAAGAUCAUUUUUCCCAAUCCAGGGCUUCUUUUAAGGAAAAUAGCCCCAUGGAUCUUUAUUUGCAGAGUUUGAAUAUAGGAUCUUUGAUUUUAAUGAAUGGACAGUAGGGUGUGGGAGGAUGAACAUACCUCUGUGGAAAACAACUCCUACAUAUCCCCAGACUCUGUUUUCAGCCUAUAGGGCUUGUUAUUUGGUAAUGUUGGUUUUGUUCUAUUUGCAACAGAAGACAGAAAAAUUCAAAGGCUUUGAACUACAGCAUCACUCAGAAAGACGGAUCUUGUAAGAAACAAAGGAAACAAACUUACUUGAAGCAAAACCCGAAACUUACCUAGAUCCACAUCUCUCUCCCUUGUGCCUCUUCUCUCAUAGUAGUACUUCCUUUUGUUAGAGGACAUGGCUUUCUAGAGCAAACUUUCACUUUUGUGAGGCGUUGUGAACUGUUUUACUGCUGUGAUCAUCUCCCCAGCUCUGAAAAUUCCCAUGGUGCAAUGCCAUGCAGCAGAGGACCUGUCUACUUUGUCGCUUUGCUCUCAAUAUUCGUUACUCAUUGUUUUUGCAUCUAAAUGUACAUUUGCAAGAUGUGUGUAAUGUCACUUUCAAAAAAUAAAAUUUGGUUUCAGUA